Molecule: messenger RNA, 2998 nt
Organism: Oncorhynchus kisutch (coho salmon)
Lineage: Eukaryota; Metazoa; Chordata; Actinopteri; Salmoniformes; Salmonidae
Product: zinc finger protein ubi-d4
Exons: 10
Coding region: 86-1303 (405 amino acids)
Biological process (GO): nervous system development
Cellular component (GO): nBAF complex
Source: RefSeq, a predicted model, not a curated record
UUUGUUUUGAUUAACUGGAAAUGGAUAUUGAACCCAGCUACACGCGCAGGCGCAAUUGACAUUUUGACGACUGCACUGAGCAAACAUGGCGGCGGCCGUAGAUAGUGUUGUGCUCGGUGAGCAGUACUAUAAGGAUGCUAUGGAACAGUGCCACAGCUAUAAUGCUCGUCUGUGUGCUGAGAGGAGCAUCCUUAUGCCUUUCAUUGACUCUCAGACAGGUGUUGCUCAAAGCAACUGUUACAUCUGGAUGGAGAAGAGACACAGGAGUGCAGGCAUGGCUCCUGGGCAGCUGUAUAGCUAUCCGUCUCGACGCUGGAGGAAGAAACGACGGUCCCACCCUCCCGAGGACCCCCGUUUGGCCUUCCCCCCGGUCAAAUCAGCGGAGCUGGAGCUGGGUCUGAAACGGGAUGCCGUGGGAGCGGUGGAUGGCAGCAGCCUGGAGGCCUUGCUGAAGGGGGAGCCCCUGGAGAGGAGGGGCCCGCCGGACCCUCGGGCCCCGGAAGACAACCCAGCCACACCUGAACCUGUGGCUGCCAUGGUCUCCAGCCACACCUCCUCUGGACGCAUCCGCAAGAGGGUUCUGGACCACGAUGACUACCUGGAUGAUCUGGAUGAUGAGGACUUUGAGGAUGAGACCCCCAAGAGACGAGGGAAGGGCAAGUCCAAGGGUCGUGGAGUGGGAAAUGGAAAGAAGAAACUGGAGGCAGCCGCUGCAGCCUUGGAGGAGCAGGACAAACCAUACGCCUGUGACAUCUGUGGGAAGCGCUACAAGAACCGUCCGGGCCUGAGCUACCACUACACACACUCCCAUCUGGCGGAGGAAGAGGGGGAGGACAGAGAGGAGAUAGAGUCCCCUCCCCCCCGGCGCCAGCCUGAGGCACACAAGACCCCUAAGAAAGGCCCUAACGGUCUGGCCCUGCCCAACGACUACUGCGACUUCUGUCUGGGAGACUCCGCCCACAACCAGAAGACCGGCCAGUCAGAGGAGCUAGUGUCCUGCUCAGACUGCGGACGCUCUGGUCACCCGUCCUGCCUGCAGUUCACAGAUGUGAUGAUGGCAGCUGUGAAGACGUACCGCUGGCAGUGUAUCGAGUGCAAGUGCUGCAACGUCUGUGGUACCUCAGAGAACGACGACCAGCUGCUGUUCUGUGAUGACUGUGAUCGAGGAUACCACAUGUACUGCCUCAACCCUCCUAUGACUGAGCCCCCAGAAGGUAGUUGGAGUUGUCACCUUUGCCUGGUGCUGCUUAAGGACAAGGCAUCCAUAUACAAGCAGCAGAGCCCCACCACAGAGGAUGAAUAGGGGUUAGUUAUUAGUAUCUUUGGGGCCACCCCAGAGUAACCCACCCUGUCCUCAGCCAGGGGACCCCACCUUACCAACCCACACAAGGACAGUAAGCCCUCACACCCUGGUCCACACCCCUUAAUGACCAUGAGCUAGGGUCUGGGUCUGAUUGGGGACUGGAAAGGAGGGAGUCCUCUCAUCACAACCCUGUCGGCAAGCCCCACCCCUUCCCCUCUCUCCUCCUAUCAUGGCUGUUAUCUCCCCUGGACUGUUACACACUCUGCAGAGACUACCGUUACCACUGUCUCUACAGAGUUCAUGUUAUAAAGAAAGGAUUAGCAUCUCACGCUAACUAUUCCCCAACUACCCCCCCCCCCCCCCUCUCCUUUAUAUGGUGUGGACUGCUAAGACAGGCAGUGUGCUUAAUUUGUUGCCAAAUUAUCUAUUUUUACUUGUUCUAAAAAUAACCAAGUGUAUUGAUUUAUGGAUUUCAAAAUAUGAUCACGUGGUUGAGGGAUAUUAAUAGUGGACUUUUGUAGUGAAGUUUUGUCUGUCUACUUCUUUUGGAUGUUUUUAAAAACAUUUAUCUCAAAGGUUUUCCUGCAACAACAAAAAAAAACGGAAGGAACCUCUGGCGCCAAGGUCCAUAUGCUGUGUCCCAAAUGACACUCUAUUCGCUACAUUGUGCACUUCUUUUGACCAAGGUUCAAUAGGGUGCCUUUUGGGAGGCAACCAUAGUCAUUCUAUUGUGACUGAAUCACAUCCUACUGCUGGUCUGAUUUUAAAUCUAACAUUAUUGAACAUUUGUCAGCUAUCAUCUUUAAGGUUUUUGUAGCUGUUCAUAUCUGUGCCACAAUGAGCGAGGCACAUUGCAUGCAGACUUGCACAUGUACUUGAGUUCGAAUGCACACACACUCAAUUCUUUAGACUUUGAUUUAUUAUAUUUUUACAUUUUAUAUAUCACUUGAUAUUCCAUGGGGUUGGGGAUUUUUUUUCUAGUAGAAUUUUGUAAAGUACCGGUAUAUACUAACAACGUGAAUGGAAAACUAUCAUAUAACACAAUGUCAGUACUGUAUGACCUUUUGUAUUUGUUUUAAGUGUCAUUUAGGUUGAUUUUCUUUUGUGGUAUCAUGUUAAUGAUCUCCAUAAUGAGUAUUUAUGGUAAAUCAUGUAUUUUUAUUUACUUCUUUUUGUAUUGAAACUGCUUUUGCCCUUAUUAAAAUGUCAAUGUAUCUGCUAACAAAACUCUAUUGGAAAAUAUGUCUGGAAGUGACAUGGACAUAUUGGCAAUCCCCAAGCUUCUGUUCAUACUUCAGCAAUUGGCACAUCCAAAAUUUACAAGAAACUCAGGGAGGGGUACAUUUUGGCUAAAUUAUGUAAACUAUAAAAGGAGGGACACUGCAAAAGGGAUUAUUGCACAGACUGGUAUUUCACUCAACACUCAUUCUCUAAAAACUGGAUCCUCUGAAGUAUUUACAGCAAUGAAAACAGUGCAAUCAGUCCAACCGUGAGUGAGUAGAACAUGCUGAACACCACAUACAUGAAGAGUGAUACUACAAACAUAAUGAUGUAUGGUUACUGCUGUGGCACUCCUAAAAGCAAUACAAUAGUGGGUCUUAAAGGUCCAAUGCCGAUAUUUUUUUACCUCAAAAUCAAAUUAUAACAAUUAAGUAACUUACUGUGAUUGUUUUAAAUUAAAAUGGUCAAAAAGAG